CACGAUUGUAAUUAUAUACUUUCAAAGCUGUGUCGUUUUAAAUUUCCUCGGCAUUCCCAGAGGGCAAAAUAAACCUAUCUUGAACAGCAAAAGCAGUGAUUUAUCGGAGGUUCCAUUUGAGAGAGAAAUUUUGUUGAUUGAUUGGUAGCAGAGAUUGAAGGACAUGGUGAAAAUGGGUACAUUUUUUGGGAUGUCACUUGGAGCCUUCAUUUUCUGGCAGACCAUGGACAAAGUCCAUGUCUGGAUCGCCCUUCACCAGGACGAGAAGGUACUCGAACCCCAACCCGUUUUUGUACGUAUAUAUAUUUGUAUUUGACUAUAUGUGAUUGGUUUAGGGUUUACCGUGGCCAGGAUUGAAUUGUGUUUGAAACUUACGUAUGGGUAACCUCGUUUUUAAGGGGUUAAUUUUGAUAAAAAGGAAAAUUGAUUUGCAGAUUUGACUUGGAUCUGUGUUUAUGUAUUUUUAUGAAUUAUCAAUUUCGAUAUUAGUUCUUAUCUUCAACCCCCAUCUCUAGACCUGUUAGAUGUGGAAAUAGAGAUUUUAGAAUAGUAAAUUGAGGGUACAAAAUUUGAGCUUUUGUGAAACAAAUUUUAUUUGCGAAGUUCUAAGGAA
Messenger RNA from Olea europaea var. sylvestris, 613 nucleotides. RefSeq lists its product as uncharacterized. The transcript has a single exon. The coding region runs from base 164 to 316 and encodes 50 amino acids. Lineage: Eukaryota; Viridiplantae; Streptophyta; Magnoliopsida; Lamiales; Oleaceae. The record is from RefSeq and is a predicted model, not a curated record.